Harmonia axyridis is the source of this 1054-nucleotide messenger RNA. RefSeq names its product ribonuclease Oy-like. Gene Ontology annotation, molecular function: ribonuclease T2 activity; RNA binding. The record is from RefSeq and is a predicted model, not a curated record. Lineage: Eukaryota; Metazoa; Arthropoda; Insecta; Coleoptera; Coccinellidae. Bases 100 to 831 code for a protein of 243 amino acids. Gene Ontology annotation, cellular component: extracellular region. Gene Ontology annotation, biological process: RNA catabolic process. The transcript has a single exon.
CACUCCAACAAUUGAUAGAAGAUAGAUAGAUUAGAUAAGUAAAUAUAGGUUGCUUAAAAACAUUUGUCACGCGUUUCAAACAAAACUUGUAUACAAAAAAUGAAGCAAAACAGUUCUUAUAUCGAUUUAUUUUUAGUGGUGCUUUUGUGCCAUUCCGGCUGUUGUUUACCGGUAGAAUAUGGAGAUUUCAAUUUCGACUAUCUGCUAUUCGAUCAACACUGGCCAAUCACCGAGUGUUGGCACUGGAAAAGUCUGAAUACUUCAAACUCCUGUUCAUUACCCCAAGUUCAAAACGCCUUCUUUGUGCAUGGAUUGUGGCCUUCACAAAGUGGUACCAAAGGUCCGAAUAAUUGCAGCAAUCAGCCCAAAUUCGAUCGCAAAGCGUUGGACCCCAUUCUCAGCAGAUUGAAACAAAGGUGGGCGAAUAUACAUGGAGGAACAGAUGACUAUAGUUUUUGGUCUCACGAAUGGAAGAAACAUGGAACUUGCGCCCAAGUGUUGGAACCUUUCAACAGUGAAUUGAAGUAUUUUAAAGGAUCCUUGGAUCUGAAUGCUCUCUAUGACGUUUAUGGUGCUUUAGCUGAAUAUGGGAUCAAACCUGCAACCCAGUCGUAUGCUGUGGACGAUGUACUUAACGCUGUCAUGAAGAAAUUUGGAAAAGCUCCUCAGAUUUAUUGCCUGAUUAGUAAAGGUCAAGUUUUAUUGCAUUCAGUCAGGCUGUGUUUCGAUAGGAAUAUCAAACUCAUCGACUGUUCAUCUGUUGGUGUGAGUGCCAAGAAUUGUGGUGGAAAAAAGACUCUACAGUACUUGAACAAAAUUACCGUGGACUAGUUAUUGUAUGGUGUAUUUUGAAGGGGUUUUAUGAUUAGCAGAAUGAACUACUUGUUAUCUGAUCUAUUUAUAAAUUAAAAGCAAUAACAUUGAUAAUAAAAUGAGCUGUGGUCCAGAGAAUAUCCCAACUUAAAUGCUCAAGAAACAUAUAAGAUGUGUUUUUCAAACCUUUGUUGUAUAUCUAUAACUUAAUUUUGAAAACAAGAAAAUUCCUUGAAACAUG